Molecule: messenger RNA, 1644 nt
Organism: Fusarium tjaetaba
Lineage: Eukaryota; Fungi; Ascomycota; Sordariomycetes; Hypocreales; Nectriaceae
Product: quinate transport
Exons: 7
Coding region: 1-1644 (547 amino acids)
Biological process (GO): carbohydrate transport; transmembrane transport
Cellular component (GO): membrane
Molecular function (GO): carbohydrate:proton symporter activity
Source: RefSeq, a predicted model, not a curated record
AUGUCUAAGGAAUCUCUUAGCAACUCACCCAGUCAUGUCGAGGAGACUGAACCAGUGCCCCAAGCCGAGACUGCCAUUGAAUAUGAUAGUAAUGGCUUGAGUGGCAUCGUUCGAUCUCCAUAUGUUCUGGGAGCUGCUACCCUGGCCUCUCUCGGAGGAUUCUCCUUCGGUUAUGACCAGGGAGUAAUUAGCAUCAUCCUCACCAUGAAGCAAUUCCACGACCAAUUUCCCGAAACAGCCCCCGGCCAUCCUCGAUACGGCUUCAAUGUCGGCUUCAUGACUGGCAUGCUCGAACUUGGUGCCUUUGUUGGAUGUCUCUUUCUUCCAUACCUCGCAGACCGAAUCUCUCGAAAGUGGGCUAUGACUGUUGCUACUGUCUUCUUUACCAUCGGUGCCAUCAUUCAGACUGCUUCUCAUAACUAUGGUACACUCGUCGCUGGACGAGCUAUUGGUGGAAUCGGCGUCGGAACCCUGGCCAUGGGUGCGCCUCUCUAUAUCUCUGAGAUCUCCCCUCCGAACCUACGAGGCUCUCUGCUGGUUCUUGAAGCUCUCUCUAUUGUCAUUGGAGCAAUCAUUUCCUACUGGAUCACCUAUGGAACAAAGGAUAUGGCCAGUGAAUGGUCCUUCCGACUGCCAUUUCUGCUCCAGAUGCCUCCUGCUCUGCUAGUCGGCCUCGGCAUCCACUUCUUCCCAUACUCUCCCCGAUGGCUCGUCAUGCGCCAACGAGACGACGACUCUCUUCACGCCCUCGCCCAACUCCGUCGCGUCCCCGCGACCGACGAUCGAGUCCAGGCCGAGUGGAAAGGAAUUCUCACAGAAGUUCGGUUUCAGCAGGAGAUCCUUUCUCAGGAACAUCCCAAUGACAAUGGCAUUAUUCUAGAGCUGAAGCAGUGGGGUGACCUAUUCCGACCCAGAUGUCUCAAGCGUACUGCAGUUGCUCUUGGAAUCCCCUUCUUCCAACAAUUCAGUGGUAUAAAUGCUUUCGUUUACUAUGCUCCCACUUUCUUCAAGGCGCUCGGGCAGGAUGACAACAUGGCGCUGAUUCUAUCUGGAAUGGUGAAUAUUUGUCAGCUGGCCGCUGGUAUUCCUACCUUCCUCUACCUGGACAAGAUGGGUCGCCGUAAGCUUGCCAUCUUUGGUGGUGCUGCCAUGGCCGUUCCUCAUCUCAUCAUGUCCGGCGUAGUCGGCAAGUUUGACGGCAAAUGGGAGGCCAACCCAGGAAUGGGCUGGUUUGGAGUUGCCCUGAUCUACAUCUACGUCCUCUGCUACGCAUGCUCAUACGGACCACUAGCUUGGACUCUCCCCGCUGAAGUAUUCCCCAGCUCCCGCCGAGCAAAGGGUGUUGGGGCCGCUACUGCUAUGGUCUGGCUCGCCAACUUCAUCAUUGGUGUCGUGGUUCCGGAGAUGAUUAUUAAGAUCGGUUGGGGUACUUAUCUCUUCUUUGGGAUCUUCUGCGCUCUCGCUUCCAUCUUUUCCUUCUUUCUUGUUCCUGAAACUGCGAACAAGUCUCUGGAGCAGAUUUCUCAACUGUUUGGAGAUCAUGCUGUUGCGGAUGAGGAGGCUGUCUACGAGCGAAUUCGCCAUCAAGUUUGGGCGGGCCAUGCUCAUGGUGCCGAGCAUGCUGAGGUUAAGCAAAGUAUUUGA